UUUGGCAGAAUAAGCAUGUUGAUUAUGUAGAUGUUGGCGGAGCUUAUGUGGGACCAACCCAAAACAGAAUCUUACGCUUGUCUAAGGAGCUGGGCAUACAGACUUACAAAGUGAACGUCUAUGAGCGUCUUGUUCAAUAUGUGAAGGGGAAAACUUAUCCAUUUCGGGGUGCCUUUCCACCAGUAUGGAAUCCCAUUGCGUAUUUGGAUUACAACAACCUGUGGAGGACAAUGGAUAACAUGGGAAAGGAGAUUCCAGCUGAGGCGCCCUGGGAGGCCCCACAUGCUGAGGACUGGGACAAGAUGACCAUGAAGGAGCUUAUCGAAAAAAUCUGCUGGACAAAGACUGCUAGGCAAUUUGCUUCUCUUUUUGUGAAUAUCAAUGUGACCUCUGAGCCCCACGAGGUGUCUGCCUUGUGGUUCUUGUGGUAUGUGAAACAAUGUGGGGGCACCACCCGGAUAUUCUCAGUCACCAAUGGCGGCCAGGAAAGGAAGUUUGUAGGUGGAUCUGGUCAAGUGAGUGAACGGAUAAUGGGCCUCCUUGGGGACCGAGUAAAGCUGCAAUGUCCUGUCACCUGUGUUGACCAGUCAAGUGAAAACAUCAUCGUAGAGACACUGAAUCAUGAACCUUAUGAGUGCAGAUAUGUAAUUAGUGCCAUCCCUCCAACUUUGACUGCCAAGAUUCACUUCAGACCAGAGCUUCCAUCAGAGAGAAACCAGUUAAUUCAGCGUCUUCCAAUGGGGGCUAUCAUUAAGUGCAUGAUGUAUUACAAGGAGGCCUUCUGGAAGAAGAAGGAUUACUGUGGCUGCAUGAUCAUUGAGGAUGAAGAAGCUCCAAUUUCAAUAACCUUGGAUGACACCAAGCCAGAUGGAUCGCUGCCUGCCAUCAUGGGUUUCAUCCUUGCCCGAAAAGCUGAUAGACUUGCCAAGCUCCAUAAAGAAAUAAGGAAGAGGAAAAUCUGUGAGCUCUAUGCCAAAGUUCUGGGAUCCCAAGAAGCGCUACACCCAGUGCACUAUGAAGAGAAGAACUGGUGUGAGGAGCAGUACUCCGGAGGCUGCUACACGGCCUACUUCCCGCCUGGGAUCAUGACUCAAUAUGGAAGGGUGAUUCGUCAGCCAGUGGGCAAGAUUUACUUUGCUGGCACAGAGACUGCCACACAAUGGAGUGGCUACAUGGAAGGAGCAGUCGAGGCCGGAGAACGGGCAGCUAGAGAGGUCUUGAAUGCUUUGGGGAAGGUGGCCAAGAAAGACAUCUGGGUACAAGAACCUGAAUCAAAGGAUGUUCCAGCAGUAGAAAUCACCCCCACCUUCUGGGAGAGGAACCUGCCUUCCGUUUCUGGCCUGUUGAAGAUCAUUGGAUUUUCCACGUCAAUAACUGCCCUGUGGAUUGUGGUGUACAAAUACAAGCUCCUGCCACGGUCUUGAACUUCCAUUUUCAUGCUUUCUGCUUACUCUUUUCAGUACCAUCAAAAGGAAAACGUUGACAAAAUAAAGGUUGUGUCAUUGGACUAUUUUUAAGUACACUAGGUUUAACUCCCCUCAACUUAGUCUCAGUCACUGUUAAAGUAAAACAACCCAAAGAAUCACCUGAAAUUAAUCAGUAAGAUCAAGCUCCCUCUUCUUUGUGUAAACUAACUCGUGUUGAUUGAUAGAAUAAAGCCUUGUGAUCACUUUCUUAAUUUCAAAAAGUUAAAGUUGAUGUACUCAUCAGAAACAA
This is a messenger RNA of Carlito syrichta (Philippine tarsier), 1716 nucleotides long. RefSeq names its product monoamine oxidase A (gene MAOA). The transcript has 13 exons. NCBI's taxonomy places the organism in Eukaryota, Metazoa, Chordata, Mammalia, Primates, Tarsiidae. The coding region runs from base 231 to 1424 and encodes 397 amino acids. Gene Ontology annotation, molecular function: oxidoreductase activity. The record is from RefSeq and is a predicted model, not a curated record.